This is a messenger RNA of Betta splendens (Siamese fighting fish), 3639 nucleotides long. RefSeq names its product hook microtubule-tethering protein 1 (gene hook1). Bases 180 to 2333 code for a protein of 717 amino acids. Gene Ontology annotation, molecular function: microtubule binding; dynein light intermediate chain binding. NCBI's taxonomy places the organism in Eukaryota, Metazoa, Chordata, Actinopteri, Anabantiformes, Osphronemidae. Gene Ontology annotation, biological process: cytoskeleton-dependent intracellular transport; cytoplasmic microtubule organization. Gene Ontology annotation, cellular component: cytoplasm; centrosome. The transcript is spliced from 22 exons. The record is from RefSeq and is a predicted model, not a curated record.
AUUCACGUACGCAUUACGCAUUUCUUUAGCCCGGUGGCCGCCUUUCGUUGCCACGCUACGCAUUUGUCAUUAGAGCUCUACCUCCUGGCAGCAGGUGAGGUCAAAUGCAGAGGAGAGGAGCGGAAGCGCUUAGCCGACAGGUGGAGAACGCGUCUAGCCUUUAGCUUAAACCGUAACAAAUGGAGGAUAACAAAACGGCGCUGGUCGACAGCCUAAUAAUAUGGCUGCAGACCUUUAACACCCCCGCACCCUGCAGAACGGUGGAGGACCUGACCACCGGAGCAGCAAUAUCCCAGGCGCUGCAUCAGAUAGACCCAGCGUGGUUCAAUGAUGGUUGGCUCAGUCGUAUCAAAUCGGAUGUUGAGGACAAUUGGAGACUAAAGAUGAACAACCUGAAGAAAAUCGUUCAGAUGAUGGUUGACUAUUAUAAUGAGGUCUUAGCCCAGGAGAUCUCAGACUUCGUCUUGCCAGAUCUCCCCAAGGUGGCAGAGCAUUCAGAUCCUGUGGAGAUGGGGCGGCUGCUCCAGCUCGUGCUGGGCUGUGCUGUCAGGUGUGAGCGUAAACAAGAAUACAUUCAGAUCAUCAUGACCUUGGAGGAGUCAGUGCAGCAUGUUGUCAUGACAGCAAUCCAGGAGCUCAUGCGUAAAGAAGCUGUGUCCCCGCUGUCAGGGGACUUGGAGCAGCAGCUAAAAAAAGCCCUGGAAGACCUCACUGAACUUGUGGCUGUGAAGGAAGCACUAGCUCAACGCUGCGAAGAGCUAGACAUACAGGUGACGGCGCUUCAAGAGGAACGCAACAGCUUGCUAGCUGAGAACGAUGUCCUAACUGACCGGGCCAACCAGCUCGACACAUUCGACGACCCCAGCACACCCUCAGGAAGAAAACACAGCCAGUUACAGCAGCAGCUGGAGAACCUGCAGGAGGAAAUCUUCAGGCUGGAGGCAGCUAAAGAUGACUACCGCAUCCACUGUGAGGAGCUGGAGAAGCAGCUGAUCGAGGUUCAGCACCGCAAUGAUGAGCUCACCAGCCUGGCAGAAGAAUCUCGAGCUCUUAAAGAUGAACUGGAUGUCCUCAGGAACUGCUCAGAUCGGGUGGUGAUACUGGAGGCCUCGGUGGAAACGUACAAGCGUAAGCUGGAGAGUCUGGGCGACUUGAAGAGGCAGAUGAAGCUGUUGGAGGAGAACAACAUGACAUACAUGCAAAACACUGUCAGCUUGGAGGAGGAGCUGCGCAAAGCUAAUGCUGCCCGCACACAGCUUGAGACGUACAAGAGACAGGUCCAGGAGCUGCAUAGAAAGCUGUCAGAGGAGACGAGGCGUGCAGACAACCUGGCCUUUGAGAUGAAGAAGUUGGAGGAGAAGCACGACACUGUGAUAAAGGAGAAGGAGAGGAUCAUCAUUGAGAGAGACUCUCUGAAGGAGAUCAAUGAGGAGCUACGAUGCACUCAGGCUCAGCAGCACCAACUCUCCCAAGCAGGAGUGCUUUCUUCUGGGAGCCCCAGCCACGACAACCUAGCAGCUGAAUUAAUACCCAUCGAGUACAGAGAAAAGUUCAUCAGGCUGCAGCAUGAGAACAAGAUGCUGAGGGUGCAGCAGGAGGAAUAUGAAAGAGACAAAAUCGCUGCUCUGCAGGCUCAGCUUGGGGAGGCACAUAAGAAACAAAGCGAACUGGACACUGAGAACAGAUUGAAUCGAGAGCGGGUCAGCGAGCUGCAACAGCAGGUUGAGGAUCUCCAGAAGGCUCUGCAGAGCCAGGCAGCCAAACCUGAUGAUUCAAACCUCAAGCGGAAACUUGAUGCACAUAUGGUUCAACUGAAUGAGGCUCAGGAUGAAAUCAUGAAGAAGAAAGAGCUGCUGGAAGGCCUUCAGACUGACAACAAAGCGCAGAACAACUCCUUGAAGGUGGAGGAGCUCAUGGCCGCUCUGAAGAAAAAAGAUGACGACAUGAGGGCCAUGGAAGAGAGGUACAAAAUGUACCUGGAGAAAGCUCGCAAUGUGAUCCGAGCGCUGGACCCUAAGUUGAAUCCAGCUACUGCUGAAAUCCAGGCUCUGAAGAGCCAGGUGGCAGACAGGGACAAGCAGAUUUGCAGCCUGGAACGUCAGUGUGAGCAGGCCAGACUGAGAGAGUAUGAGGAGAAGCUGAUCGUCACCGCAUGGUAUAACAAGAGCGUGAACUUUCAGAAGCUGGCCAUGGAAUCGCGCCUCACUGGCCUCACUGGCCGCACCUCCUCCGUGCUGCCCCAGGGUCAGUCCUUCUUAUCCCAGCAGCGCCAGGUCUCCAACGCCCCGCGCCGCGCAUUUUCCAUCAGCUCGCCUUCCACUACCUCCAAAUAGGCCACAGCCAAAUUAAGUUUGGGGGGAAAUCCCACAGGUAAACACUCAAGUGACCUUAAACAUAUUCUGUCACAGAUGAACUGAAUUGACGACUGUGAGCACUUACCCAAUCAAACUCAACCCAACUGAGUUUUUAGCAUCCUCUUCGUUUCACUAGUUAAGAUGCUGUCUCAAGUGAGCUCAGCAUAUUUCCAUUGUGCCCUGUGUGUUGCUGACUGCAGCCUCAGCACCGUAACUGCUCCAACUUUCCUUCUCUUCUGUCCUAUUAUGUUCAUGAUCAGGGACUAAAGAGAUGUAAAUAAAUGCUAAACGCAUCUUUAUUCAAACCUCUAGCCCGUAAUGUGUACGAAUGUCCUUUUUACUGGACCCGGCAUGGCUUACUGGACCCCUCAGGCCAACGAAAUGUUACUAAGACCACUGAUGUAUGUGCAACUGGACUGUCUUACUAUGCAGUGAAAGGGUUUGCCUUUGAGGUAAUGCUGCAUUUGGUGCUGGUCGCCAACUGCAUCUAGGCAUCAACAGCAACAGUUUUAGCAAACAGAUUAAGCUCAUGUGAAGGUGUGGGAAAAUUCAUACAAUAUAUAUUUAACCUCUGAGAUGCUGUGAGGACACAUUUUACACCAGAAAUCCAGGGUUAUUGAUCAGAUGUUUGUUUUUUUAACUUUACUCUACUUGCGGCAUGAUCUCAAAAAACAAAAAAAAAAGAUAUUUAUAUUUAAUAUCCUAAAUCUUGCAAUUCAAUAAAUAAUGAAGAUGAUAAUCUUUGACGUUAUACAGCUAUAAUGAGAUUUUAACACCAGCUUUUAUUCAGUUGUCAGGACCAGGUAUCCAUAUACGUGCAGUACAUUCAAUUUGUAACUUGAGAAUUUUAAUUAUGGCAGUUUUCUUGUAGUUGACUGAUUAAUGAUUUGAUGCUGUGUAGGAGACAUCCAGAGGAGACGAUGCUAUAAAGACCUAGAGAAUGUUGUAGAAAAGCAGCUGUUCUGAUCUGAAAGUGCACUGUCCCAACAUCAGUUGUUCAUUGCCUUGUUUGCAAAAACACUAAGGAGACAUGUGUUACAGUGGGUUUGCUUUUUGUGAUCUAUAGUAAGUGCUUUUUAUUUCCUCUGCGUUUGAUGCUUAUUGUAGAUUGUUAAUUCAAAUGCACAGAGAUUUUAAUAACAAGAAAUAUGAUGAAACCGUGUAGAAUCAUGUUUGUGUGUAAAUAGAGAGGGACGACGAGGGCAUUAGACAUUUUCAGGAAAUCAGAGUUAAACAUUAAAAUGUUUUGAUUUAUUUGCGAAUAAAUAAAUAUUGUUUCUAAUAA